UGACGGGGCGCGCCAAUGCGCACUGGAGCCGCGGCGGCUGCGAGCGCACAGAGGCGGCCGGGGGAAGGCAAGGGCACUUCGGCCAUCCGCGGCGCAGGCAGAACCACUUCUGAAGAUCGCAUCACCUCUUUGACCAAACGAUCGGGGCUCGUCCGGCGACUCUGGAGGAGCCGUGCGCCUGUCGAGGGCGACGGGGAGGCGGAUACUCGAACGCAUGGAUCCAAGGGCUGCUGCAUGGGCAAAUCGACUAAGGUUUCCAAAUCUAACCCUGGAGCGGAGGCUGAAUUAAAAGUAUUGACCCACUCGAUCCUGAAAAAAAUCAAAGAGAAACAAUUAGAGGCGCUUUUGCAGGCGGUGGAGUCGAAGGGGGGCGUCAGGAGCCCCUGUCUUCUCCUGCCCAGCAAAGUGGACUCCAAACUGGGUCAGCACUCGUACUCGCUCCCUUUGCUGCUCUAUAAAGUGUUCAGGUGGCCGGAUCUCAGGCACUCUUCGGAAUUAAAGAGGCUUUCUUGCUGUGAAUCCUAUGGGAAAAUUAACCCAGAACUUGUUUGCUGCAAUCCGCACCAUAUGAGUCGGCUUUGUGAAUUAGAGUCCCCCCCGCCUCCCUAUUCACGAUACCCCGUGGACUUUUUAAAACCACCAGAUUCUCCAGACCCUGUGCCUUCUUCCACUGAAACUGGGGAGACAAACUACUCGGCCCCUGUGGGGCUCUCAGAUUCCCAGGCUCGCCAGCAGUCGGGAGAGCGCGCGCACUGGUGUGUGGUAGCAUACUGGGAGGAGAAGACCCGCGUUGGGCGCCUUUACUCGGUCCAGGAGCCCUCCCUGGACAUCUUCUACGACCUACCUCAGGGGAACGGCUUCUGCCUCGGGCAGCUGUGCUCGGAGAACAAGAGCCAGCUGGUGCAGAUGGUGCGCAGCAAGAUCGGCUACGGCAUCCAGCUGACGCGCGAGCAGGACGGCGUGUGGGUCUACAACCGCAGCUGCUACCCCAUCUUCAUCAAGUCGGCCACACUGGACAAUCCCGACUCGCGGACGCUGCUGGUGCACAAGGUGUUCCCCGGCUUCUCUAUCAAGGCCUUCGACUACGAGAAGGCGGGCAGCCUGCGGCGGCCCAACGACCACGAGUUCACGCAGCAGCCUCGUACAGGCUUCACUGUACAGAUCAGCUUCGUCAAGGGCUGGGGCCAGUGUUACACACGGCAGUUUAUUAGCAGCUGCCCCUGCUGGCUGGAGGUCAUAUUCAACACCCGAUAGCGGCGGCAACCUCUCUCCCAGCUCCUCUACCAAUUUUUUUGUUUUUUUGAGGGGGGGGCUUCAGAAGAAGAAGUAGGGAGGGGGGGGGCAGUAUGAACUCUUGUUCGACAAAUGACAAAAAAUUUAAUUAAGUGAAACAAAAACAGAAAUGUAUUUUAUGUUAUAUAUAAAUAUAUUAUUACUUGUAAAUAUGAAGACGUUUUAUAUGCAUCAUUAUUUAUGUAUUGUGCAAUGUGUUGAUUUAAAAAAAAAAUAAAAUGCACUUUGCUUAAUAUAAAUGCAAAACAAGGAAAUGCCAAA
Paramormyrops kingsleyae is the source of this 1554-nucleotide messenger RNA. RefSeq names its product SMAD family member 7 (gene smad7). Gene Ontology annotation, cellular component: heteromeric SMAD protein complex. Gene Ontology annotation, biological process: cell differentiation; regulation of transcription by RNA polymerase II; anatomical structure morphogenesis. NCBI's taxonomy places the organism in Eukaryota, Metazoa, Chordata, Actinopteri, Osteoglossiformes, Mormyridae. The record is from RefSeq and is a predicted model, not a curated record. Gene Ontology annotation, molecular function: I-SMAD binding; transcription regulator inhibitor activity.